Larimichthys crocea (large yellow croaker) is the source of this 1304-nucleotide messenger RNA. Its product is annotated as succinate dehydrogenase [ubiquinone] iron-sulfur subunit, mitochondrial. Gene Ontology annotation, biological process: tricarboxylic acid cycle; aerobic respiration; respiratory electron transport chain. Gene Ontology annotation, cellular component: mitochondrial membrane. Gene Ontology annotation, molecular function: oxidoreductase activity; 2 iron, 2 sulfur cluster binding; electron transfer activity. The transcript is spliced from 8 exons. The record is from RefSeq and is a predicted model, not a curated record. Bases 121 to 966 code for a protein of 281 amino acids. NCBI's taxonomy places the organism in Eukaryota, Metazoa, Chordata, Actinopteri, Sciaenidae.
AGCCGACACAGUGCGGAUUUGAGGCUCACGCACAGAUCCAGGCUGGGUAGGUUAGACAACAGUGAGCAGUCCUGUCUGUCCUGCAGUGAAGUUAUUCAACAGACACGUCCAGUCAGAAAGAUGUCGGCGGUUUGUGUCGCUGUGAGUCGAAAUGUUUUGGCUUUCAGGAACUCCGGCAUGAUGGUGAUGGUGCGGUACGCUCAGACUGCUGCCGCUAUAGCUCCUGAACCUAGAAUCAAGAAGUUCCAGAUUUACCGCUGGGACCCCGACACAUCCGGAGACAAACCACGAAUGCAGACAUAUGAUAUUGAUCUCAACACCUGUGGUCCAAUGGUUCUGGAUGCCCUCAUUAAGAUCAAAAACGAGAUUGACCCCACACUAACAUUCAGACGCUCCUGCCGCGAGGGUAUCUGCGGCUCAUGUGCCAUGAACAUAAAUGGAGGCAACACACUGGCGUGUCUGAACAAAAUUGACACCAACACAAGCAAAGUAACCAAAAUCUACCCGCUUCCACACAUGUAUGUGGUCAAAGAUCUGGUGCCUGAUAUGAGCAACUUCUAUGCACAGUACAAAUCCAUCGAGCCCUACCUGAAAAAGAAGGAUGAAACUCAAGAAGGGAAGGAGCAGUAUUUCCAGUCGGUCGAGGACAGACAAAAGCUGGACGGCCUGUAUGAGUGCAUCCUGUGUGCUUGCUGCAGCACCAGCUGUCCCAGCUACUGGUGGAAUGGAGACAAAUACCUUGGACCUGCUGUCCUAAUGCAGGCAUACCGGUGGAUGAUUGACUCCCGUGAUGAAUUUACUGAGGAACGUCUGGCUAAACUUCAGGACCCCUUCUCUCUCUACCGCUGCCACACUAUCAUGAACUGCACCAAGACUUGCCCCAAGGGACUAAAUCCAGCAAAGGCCAUUGCAGAGAUCAAGAAAAUGAUGGCGACUUACAAAGAGAAGAAAGCAGCAGCUUCAUGAGCGAUAAACAAUCCACCUGACUCAAGAUCCACAAACCUUGAACUAAGUUAAGCAGCAGCAGCAGAAGAAGAAGAAGAAGAGCCAGGCUGGAACUUUUGUCUGCAUCUGCAUCUUUUAUGAGUGGGAGAGAUGUGAGUGAGUGUGAUUAUCAUGGAGCAGAAGACAGGAAAGUGUUAAGGGAAGCAAAAUACUUUGAAUGAUGCAACAUGUUGGACUACGUUUUUGCCGUGUCUGCACAGUAAAAACAUGAAGUUUGUUGUAUUUACUCUUUGGAAAAGCUCAUGGAAUUGUAUUUGGACUGUAAAUAUUUAAAUAUGUGUUCAUUAAAGAUGUACAGA